UUCUGUUGUUAAUUGUUGCCGGCUUCACACCGUAAGAUUUCGAAUUACACAGCGAUUCGCCAGAUGGUCAAAAACGUCUAACCUUUUUGAAUAUUCAGCUUUGGAGGGCGCGUGGUUCUUGGAAUAAGUGCUACAGGUUGAAAGAGAAAAUGAAGGAGCAGCCCUCAAACUGAAGAGAUUAUCUCACAAUGAGAUUCUGACUGAAUCCAGUGCAGACCUAAAUUCUGAAAAAGGAAUCUUAGAACACUGGUCUGGUGCAGUAACCAAGAAGAGAGAGACGCCACAUUGAACAUGGCCUUCCAUGAAGAGGAUGACAUGGAGCAAAAAACAGUCCGAAUCAAAGAAGAGGAGUGUGAAUGGGAAUCUUUUCUCAUUACGGAUGAGAUUCUGUGCAUGAAGCAGGAAGACAGUGAGUGGGAGAUAGAUGAUAUUCCAGAGGAUUCUGAACAUGUGUCUGUCAGCCUUAAAAUACAAAAUCACGAAGCUGUAAAUAAUUUUAAAGAAGCAGUGUCGUCGGAAAAUGGCCUCUGCUCAAGAACAUGCAGGUGCUGCUCUCCCCAGCAGCAUUUGGUCCAUGUGAAGUCUGAAUUUCUGGAGCCUGAGGAUAAGAAUAAUGAAGGAAAGUGUUGCAGGAGAGAAAAGCAAGAACAAACCUUAUCUGCUCUGCAGACAGUAAAAUCAGGUUUACAAGAGAGUAGCAGCUGUUCACUGUCUUCAUUUGCUCAGGCGUCCCUUCAUCUGAGACCUCAACUGAAACCAGAUGAAAUCAUAAGAAAAUCCAACUCUGGACCUGAAAUGGUGAAAUCAGCCUCUUUGCAAUACACUUCCCUGCCCAUAGAAAAGCUGACAAUGUCUGAUCCCAUCAAAAUUCAACAGGUCCAAAAUGCAAAACCAUUGUAUAUCUGCCAAGUAUGUGGGAAAGGUUUUAAGCGUAAAUCUAACUGCAAGGAGCACCAGAGAAUUCACACUGGAGAAAAGCCGUAUGGCUGUUCUCAGUGUGGCAAACGAUUCACAAAGCCUUCUAAUCUUCCGAUACACCAGAGGAUUCACACAGGUGAGAAGCCGUAUUCCUGCUCUGAAUGUGGCAAGCGGUUUACAGAACGACGACAACUUCAGAUCCACCAGAGAAUUCACACUGGGGAAAAGCCACACUGCUGUUCUGAUUGUGGGAAACGCUUCUCUCAAAUUGGCAAUCUUCAGAGACACAUAAGAAUUCACACUGGUGAGAAACCCUACUGCUGUUCAGAAUGUGACAAGCGGUUUGCCGAGAGGCAGCAACUUCAGCUGCAUCAAAGAAUUCAUUCUGGAGAGAAGCCACACUGCUGUUCUGAAUGCAACAAACGAUUUUCACGAAAAGGCAGCCUUCAGAGACACAAGAAAAGCCACACUGGAUAAAAUUCUUAACACGGUACUCCACAUAAUAGAUUUGUUCAAAAUAAAGUCUUUGGCCACACUAGAUAAUUUAAAAUUAAGACUGGCAGAAUUUAUCAUAUACAAUUUAAAUGUAGAAUGAAGACUUUUCUGUUGUUUUUUGUGCUUUGUAUAGCUGAAUAUGAAGGACUUUCAUGCCAGUCUAGCAAGUCGUGACAUUUUUUCCAUCAAGUAACUCCUUGAAUGUUCCCCAUUGUAAUAUGAAGAAGAGAACUUGCAGCAAAACAUUUUUUUGGAAAUUAGAAGACUUCUACCAUGGAAUUGUGACUAUUUACUAUGCGACUCCCGUCUACUGUUUUUGCAAGUAAAAGAAGAUCCCUUUCAUGCAGAGACAUCCUUGGUUAAUCCAGUAUCUGCAUACACUUUUUCAGAUGGCUUUCCUUGUAAUGCCUCACUGUCUGGGUAUGGCAUUUUUUUCUGUGAUUUUUUGAGACAGAGUAGCUAUCCACUUGUUAACUUUCACAGAAAGCAUUUAGGUUUGGUGUGAAAUCACAGGAAAAUAGAUGCUUAAACAUUUUUCAUUUUCUGUUUGGCAGGUAGUCUGUUUUUAUAUAUAAUAUAUACAGAAAGUUAAUUUAUAUAUUAUACAAAAUGUAUAAAUAUAGUUUAUAUACAUACUAUACAGGUGUAUGGAGGGUGAUCAAAAAGCCUGACCUAUUCAGAGACACCAAUAAAACCAAACAAGUUUUAUGUUUCAGGUAAUUCCAGUGAGCACCGCCACAUUUGUUAUCACCUUCUAUCUUAUAGAAAGCUUUUCUUUGCCACUCAGAUAAAAUGGUCUGUCGCACUAUUCCAACCACUCCUCUGUAGUUGACUUGACAUCUUCAUCAUUGGCAUAGCGUGUCCCUCAGACAUUGUCGGACAGGUAGUGGUAGUACUGUCACAUGUAGAGAGUCCAGUGAAAUUCUUACUUGCAUAUUAACCAACAUGUAAUGUGACCACUCCAAGGCAUUAUGACAAGAAUGUGGUAAAAAACACACACAACCUUGCUUUAUUUAUACAAAGUGACCAAUGGGGCUGCCUGAUGUACCCCUUCCCUUUGUUCUUGAGCUCACAUUGCCGGAGUUAGCAUAUAGUACUUGGGCUGUCAUGUGCUUAGCCUCCAUGUUCAUCAAUAUGAAAGACUGAAGUUAUUGUUGAAAUAGUUUUCUUCACUACAUUUCUAUGUGCAUUGUAUGCAGACCCCACACAGACAGUGGAUUAGCUGGGAAUUAAACCAAUGUUCCUGUAGCCGUGAAGCAGCACCAACCAUAGCAUUAUGGUGUCACUGGUAGUCAGGGAGAAACAGGGUAACUGUGGCAUCUCCUCAAAGGCAAAAACAGCCUUUGCGUCCCAUGUAGUGUGAGCAGGGACAAUGUCAUUAAUCAGAAAGGGGGAUUCUGGAUAACUUUCUCUGUUGCUUUUCCCUAGAUGGAAUGCUGCAAAUGCCAAAACAAAUCAGCAUAAAACAUUGACCAGUUAUGCCCUUUAAGAAGUAUAAUCAAUGUGGACUACAGCCUCAUUGUGAUUAAUAAUUGUGGACAUGAUCUUACUGGUACUUGUCUGGACCAUAUGUUUCUUUGUUGUCGGAAAACCUCCCUCCUUCCAUUGUUUCGACUGUUAUUUUGGGCUGUGAGUGACAGUGAUGCAUACAAGUAAGUUUCUCCCACUCUGAAUUAAUUUUCAGGAGUUCCUCAGCACACAUGGACUUCUGUAAUGUUUAACUGAUUUUAAGAAAUGGAGAUUCAUCUGACUCCUACUUAAUCCUGAUAGUGCCUGUUCUCUCAUGCAUUGUUACUGUUUAAUUCCUUCCAUAUGAGUAAUGUUUUCCAUAGACAUCCCGUCAUCUCUUAAUUAUGGUAUAUGAAGUGAAUUGGUUCCGCUAAAUUUUGAGCAUACAGUAGAAGGCAUGUCAUUCUCAAGCAUUAGGAAUUCAAUGAUGGCAUGAUACGUGAUUGUAUAGUAUUCAGCAUCCAUGUUGGCUUUAUACUGAAACAAGAAAAAUGCAUUGUAACCCACAAAUGUGUUAUUCACAUAUUUUAGUACACAGUAGCUACUUGUUGCCACUUACAUAAUGAACACAGCAGAAUAUCUCUAGCAGGUACAGAACUUUUUGAUCACACCUCAUAUUUCUGUUGUUACCACCGCAGGUGGGCUAACAUAAUUUUAGCACUGUAAGACUGCAAGGCUGGCCUGACAAUGAUAUACUAAAAUGAUCUUACUAAAAAGAGCAUCUUAAAUGUAAAACUUUAAACCCUUUUUAAAUUUAUCACCUGUUGCUUUCUGUGAUCCACAGGACCUACCCUGUUGAAUUUAAUGGAAUGGAGCUAAAAUCAAUAUGGCAGCUUAUCUCUGUCUUUGUUUCCAUGGAGCUAAGGCUACUAAGACAAAGCAGACUUCCUGGUUCAAAUACAAAUACUAAGAGCUAUACAAGAAAAAAAAACAUUGGGUGAAGCAUGAGUUACAUUGUCUUAUUUAUUAAAAAUAUUUGCCACUGAUCCUUGAUUUAUGGUAGGUUUUUAAAAUGCAGUGUCUUUAAUGUUUAUUAAGUUGUUUUCAUUUAUGUUUUCUUCAAAAAAAGCAUGAUUUUCAUUGGGUUAUGUUUAAAAUUUAAAAGUGAAAACAAAAUGCAGUGGUAAUUGAAAGAAAUGCAUAGAAUCAAAAUGUGGCUGGAAAAGGCAAAUAUAAAUAUAUAUUUGUAUUAUAUUUAUAAUAAAUGUACUGAAGCUUAAAGGGGAAAAUGUAAAAGAAGAGAAGGAGGCAAAGUGCUAAUCAGGAUAAUAAUUAAGAAAAAGAAAAUGAGCCAGAGGAGCAAAGGGAAUGACGAAAGGAAACAGUUAUCAAGGCUCUGGGCAGCAUCUGACAGGGUGGCAUAAUAGCUUGGAGAUCUUGGAAUGGAGUACCCAGUCUCUUGUUUAAUUCCUUCAAUUCACUGAGUGAUCCUAAUCAGGACUUUCAACCUUCCUGAGCUCCAGUUUAGAGAGAGGGGGGAAAAAUGUGGUACCAUUUAUCAGUACUUGUAAAGUGCCUUGCAAUGGUAUGGUGUUUAACAGAAAAAGGUACACUUUGGUUAAUCCUCUCACCCCCAUAGAGUUGGUAAUUGCCUUGUUUUGGUUCAUGUUGCGCAUUAAUGUUAAACGUAGUAGAUAUGCAUGUACAUACCCUCAUCCAUUUGCUGAAAAUGCUUAGCCCUGAUGUGCAGGGAGAGAUGCGUAUAGAGUGCCUAUAGAAGAUAUUCACCUCUUUGGACGUUUUAACAUUGAAUCACAGUGGAUUUAGUUUGAAAUUCUUAAACACUAGGGGGCCCUGCCACCUUCUUGCUUCAUUCGCCAACCCUUGUGCGGGCGAUACACGCUAGCCACUUCGCAGCUCUGCCAGUCGCGUACGCGGAAGCGGAUGUACAAUUUAAACAGAUUGUUAUUUUCAUGGGAAUUGUUACAUAUGCAUAAUAGACCUAACUAUUUUACAUUACAGAGAGUAAUUAACCAUAGU
This is a messenger RNA of Erpetoichthys calabaricus (reedfish), 4902 nucleotides long. RefSeq names its product zinc finger protein 41-like. The record is from RefSeq and is a predicted model, not a curated record. NCBI's taxonomy places the organism in Eukaryota, Metazoa, Chordata, Cladistia, Polypteriformes, Polypteridae. Bases 292 to 1395 code for a protein of 367 amino acids. Gene Ontology annotation, cellular component: nucleus. The transcript has 4 exons.